AUGUUCUUCAUCACGUUGAUUCUUGACUUUUUGACAUACACUUCAAUUUCUGCCGAAAAUAGUUUCGUAUGUCCGAGUAACUUCAUCACUGCUGAAAGUGGUCCAAUUGGUGUGAUACCAUAUGGUCGUGUUGGUCUAUCAGUAAUACCUGCCCUGUAUGACUGUGCUUAUAAUUUCUACGUUUAUCCCGGCUGGGCACUUCAUUUCUCGAUCAGCACACAUUAUGAUCAACUUCUUGGAGAUAAUAUCACGUUUACGGAUAGUUUGGGCGUUGUUCAUAUACUUAUCACCCCAAAUCAACACAUUGAUCAAUGGUCAUCGGCUCCAAGUGCAAUACUUCAUAUAAAUACAAUCAGUAACACAAGUCAAAUGUUUGCAAUUUACGAAUUUGUGAAUAUUGCAAAAAAGUAUCAACAUGUUCUUAUUCCAACUGGAGAGUAUUUUUCAUUGGGAAACAUGAAAAAUCGGUAUUAUACUUUUCAUUCAAAGGAUAAGGAUAGGGUUGCCCUCAACAUUGCUGUUAAAAACACGCAGGAUUACGACGCUCUUCUCGAUUUUAUAUUUGUCUAUGACUGUGGAGAUGUUACAAAUUGCAGAAUGGUCGCUCGACUUUCGAAUUUCUUAAAAAGACAAAAAUACUCAACAUCAAAUAAUAUCACUAUUGUGAAUUUUUACGACGUUAAAUCUCCAUCUUAUUUGAUUGGAAAUGACUUUUCAAAAAUUGUGGUGUUUUCAAAGUAUAAAGCUAUUUUGACAAGCCGAAAUCAAAGAACAACUGGAGAAUUGUUUGAUGCAAGUGAUCAGGGAACAGCUUAUACUUGGAUAUGCUCGGAUUGUCAACAUUUUUAUUGGACAGUACUCAAAUUUCAUAAAUCAAAAACAAAUAUCUCAAAAACUUACAUUGAACUCCGUCCGUUGUCACCUACUUACAACACUUCAACCCUGCUUAACUAUACGAUGUCUUCUGCACUGGACUCUUACUUUCCUCAAUUGAUUCCCGCGCGAAUGUUCACAAUGAUAAAUCAUUACAGUGGCAUCGCAGUUACAUUGGACACUUCACUGACCCAAUCAAUGGCUGAAAAAUGGCUGAAACCGUAUGAUGGAAGGAGAGGGACUAUUUUCUCACCGUCUCUUUGGGACCCGUUCACAGCGCCUGCAUUCUCUUUUCAAUUCGAAGAUCGAGAUCAAAAAUUCAUGUUCGGUGUGAAUGUGAAAGAUGUUCGGAUUUCAGCGACCGGAGAAUCAUUGACCAUAAAAACAGGGCCAACUGCAUCAAACAACUUUUCAUAUAAGGAAUUUGUUUCCGAAAGCACCGACUAUUGGACUCGAAGAGAAGCGAAAGGUAAUUUUAUGCAAAUUUCAUAUGAUGGAUGGGAUCGAAAUUCAAUGGCAGUUGUCAGUUUUGACAUGAAGCAAAUUAAUUUUAAAAAGUCAGAAUUAACAAUUUCGAUGAUUAUUGUAAUUUGCUUUUAUUUAAAGUUUUCAAAUUUUAUUUAUUCAUAAUAAAAAAGUUACCAUUUAAAA
Messenger RNA from Caenorhabditis elegans, 1524 nucleotides. It is a transcript of the gene F35E12.2, whose product is annotated as CUB-like domain-containing protein. The transcript has 9 exons. NCBI's taxonomy places the organism in Eukaryota, Metazoa, Nematoda, Chromadorea, Rhabditida, Rhabditidae. The record is from RefSeq and is marked reviewed. Bases 1 to 1503 code for a protein of 500 amino acids.